Drosophila elegans is the source of this 7230-nucleotide messenger RNA. RefSeq names its product protein prickle. The record is from RefSeq and is a predicted model, not a curated record. Lineage: Eukaryota; Metazoa; Arthropoda; Insecta; Diptera; Drosophilidae. Gene Ontology annotation, molecular function: zinc ion binding.
UAGAUAGGCUGUGAUAAGUCCAUAGAUAUGUCGGAUUUCCCGGCUGAAUGGGAUUCUUGAUAACACAAUUUCAGGCCCAUGAAAAGCGGAAUUCUCGGCUCAAGUGGGCGCUGCGAGGGCAACACAAAAGGUUGAGCACUGCGGUGAGCUGGCUUUAACUGCUGCUGCCCGGGAAAAAGUAAACCAAGACAAAGGCAUUGACUUUUUAACCUGCAUUUCAGUAAAUUACACUCGCAGAAAACCUACAUAAAUAGUCAUAAAACUAAUUGCGCCUGUCUGCCAUUUUCCACGCAGUUUCACAGUUGCUCAGUUUCGCAGCCGCCGGCCAUGAAAACUUGAAGCCGACAAAUGUCCGGCAAUAAAAGGCACCAUAAAGCUACUAUGCGAGUAUUGACCGUAUGCAAAGGGGGCCUGGUCGGUCCUGGUCAAGUGGGUAAUUCCAUCUGGGGAUUGAUGACUGAGCCGCCAGCCACUCGAACUUAACUAGAGUCGCACGGAGAAUCACAGAUAAUGGCAUGCAUUGUGCCCCGUUGGCCCAGUUGGCCCAGUUCCAGUCCCAGUCCGAUUUCGAUCAGCCACUGCCACUGGGUCAGCCAUUAUCAGAUAUUAACGCCGCCAAUUUGGCAUCGGAUGAAUUACGCGACAAGCGUCGAUGGCGUCACUUACACAUGUCGAACAACCGCCAUCAAUAAAUGCUAACGGUGCCUCACGGCAUCAACUCCAGAUCGCCACUCCAUUUGCAGUCGACUGGAGUGGAGAUGGAGUCUGCCAUCUUCUGUCUUAGAUCGCUAGAUCGCUAGAUGGCCGGAAGUCUUUGUUUGGGCAUUCACUGGCCGCCCGGCUCAAGUUUUGCUUUAUGAUUAUUGUGUGAUCGCGUUUUAACCGCAUCGGAGCAGAGCUCAUGUGAAUCAUGCGCAAGUGCCGCUUUUCCCACUCGAAGACCGGUUUCCCCCACUUACCCACUCAUUGGGCUCUAAUCACACCCGCUGUCUAACUGCAAAUCUGGCCGGGAUCGCGUGCUGCGGCCCCGACUUUGUUGCGGCUGGAAAUCAUCUUCCAUUUCUGUGCUAGCCGGAAGCCAGGUUAUGGCGGCAAUUGUUCUUGUUUAUAAUUCAAUUAUGUGGCAGCCUCUUUCCUUCGCUCAGAGCCUCGAAUGCUUGUUGACUCUCGAGGUGGAAUGUUGACUUCUGUAUGCACAGGAACCAUUGUAAUGAUACGUAUAUGGCAUUUCAACAUGAAUAUAUUUAGACGACUUAAUUAUUGUAUAAAGAAUUCUCAAUAAAGUUAUAAGUUGUUUAUUUUUUGUAACUGACAUAAAAACCACCAUAAGCUUUGCUAUAAAGACUAGCACUAAAAACUGAACCAAAAGACCAUAUUGCUUCUAAUUGAGUUGUCAAUAUCGAACUGGUAUUUUUUGCCCGUUCUUGUGAUCUUUGAUCUCAAAGUCUUUGGUAAUCUGAUAAAUAUUGGCUCCGCUCUUGAUUGACAGCCUUUCCCUGGCAUUGAUCUCAUAAAUGCGAGCCAAGACUCCAUUAAGGCGGUCUGCAGCACUAAGCUAAAAGCAGCUUAAUGCACUCCGGGAUGCCCAGAUACUCAGAUACUCACAGAUAGAGAUAUAGGUAGAGAUUGAGAUGGUGGUAGAGGAAGAGGUAAAGGAAGAGGUAGAGGUAGACAAACACAGACAGGAUACAUAUAGUACGUGGAUGAUGGUGGUAAGCUGCAAUUGCUGUUAAGGCAUUUGGCUACCACUCAAGCAGCUGCGGCAGUCAGCAGUGCUGAUGAUGAUGAAGAUGAAGAUGAAGUUAUUAUUAUCUGACAAGGGCAUCGCCGCCAUGGAAACUGCAGUGGCCGCGCACUUAGCAGCGCUGUUUUCCACGUUUUCCUACGUGUCUGCUGUCUUUAUUAGAGGCGUGACUAAUCGGCCCGAUGCCUGAUGUCUUAGCCCGAUGCCGAUGUCGAUGCCGAUGCCAUCACCAUCAUCAUCAUCAUCUCAGCUCUUAGCCAUUAGCAGUGGUAAGCGCGGUACGCUUCGCUAUUUGCCUUGCAUCCAAUCACUAUUAAGGGUUAAGCCUGCCAAUUGCCAGUGUCUACACAAAUUUGAUUAAGUUUCCCCUUUGGGAAACGGAAGGCGGCUUCCGUGUGCGGUUUGGGGAAAGUGUUAAAUUUAUGCCACGGCAAUUUUCAUCUUGUUCGAAAGUAAAUUAUAGGCAAUCGAUCAAGAUGGUGCGCUUUUGUGCAGUGCUCAAUUUGCGGUCGAGAAAGUUGAGUUUUCCUCAGGCUGUAUUUGUAUCUGCAUCUGUAUUACUGGGUAGUGUAUUUUUUAAAAAGUGCGCGAUUUUCGGGUUUUACCUAUCUGAGUCGAAUGAAUGCAAUGGUAUAUUAAACCAAAACUCUUAAAUACUAAUGAAAAAUCACAUAUUGUAGAGAGAACUUAAGCCACCACUAACAAUGUGAAAAUAAAUACCAUUGAAAGCUUCGAAAAAACCACCCACAACCAAUAAAGUUCAAAAAGGCUAUAAAAAAAACUUACCAAAUAAAUUGCUUAGGAAAAGUGUAAAACAAAAAACCCCACAAGCAAGUAAUUAAAAUUCCACAAGAAGCUCAAUUUACUGCAGAACUUUAUAAGUCGAAAAACAAAAGGGGCCAAAAAAGCAGCUACAAGAACAUAAUGUCACUGCCAACAAGAGAAGACAACGAGAACUGAAAAUAAUUACAGGCCGAGAACAAUAAUAAUAAGCAACAUGAGCAGCCUGUCAGCAGGAGGAGGAGGAUCGGGAGGAUCUGGGGGAACGGGAGGAUCGGGAGCAGGAGCAGAAGCCUCCACCAGCCAGCCAACAGUCACUGCCACUGGCAACAUGGAGCCGGCGAUGGUGCCACGUACCGCCAAUUUGCUGGCAUGCAAACAAUGGUGGCGCGUCUGCUUUUUGUACGGCGACCAGCAGAAAUAUUAUCGACAGCUCUAUAGCAAGGCGGCGGCCCAGCGGCUGGCGGACGCUAAUCAGGAGUCCGACAAUGGCCAAGAUCGGAAUCGGGAUCGGGAUCGGGAUCGGGACUACGACACUGUGGCCUGCGAUCUUAUCGCCGGGCAAUUAGAGGCCGGCGAGGAAGCGGACGAUGGCAUCGAUCUGGGCGAUCCGAGGGGAGGAGCUGUGCCCACGGGUCGUCCGCUCUUCCCGCUCUCCUCCAACUCCUCCUCCUCCGCCUGCUCGCCGCGGCGCAGCAAGAAGCUCCUGCGAUCCCUGCGCGCCCACGUCCGCGGGGAGAGAUCAGGCAGGUCGGGUACAUCGGGAACCUCGGUCGGGAGUAGCGAGCCCAGCGAGGUAACCCAGCGGAACGCCAGGGUGACCGUCCUGGACGACCCCUUCCUCUUCGGCAUCGACGCCGACCAUCUGGGCGAUCUGGUGGUUCGCGGCAAGCGCUACAGUCCGCUGGACGCCGCCGAGAACAUGGCCCAGUUCUGCGGCGAGCAGGAGGCCACGGCCCAGGUCCUGGAGAUCAUCGAGCAGGAGGAGGAGACGCCCAGGCCCGCCCUGCCGCCCAAGCAGAAGCAACAGCGUCCAGUGCCGCCCCUGCCACCGCCACCGGCGAAUCGGAUAGCCUCGCAACCUGCAACACCACAAGUGCAGAACCUGCAACCCCUGACCGCCGGCGAUUUCCAGUUCCUGAAUUUGAGCCUGCGGCACAGGAGUUUACCGCGCAGCAUGAAGCCGUUUAAGGAUGCCCACGAUAUCAGUUUCACUUUCAAUGAGCUGGACACAAGCGCCGCAGCGGAAGUGGCCACAGGAGCCGCCCAGCAGGAGUCAAACGAGCCCAUCAGCCGGACUCCACUGACGCAGAUCUCGUAUCUGCAGAAGAUCCCCACGCUGCCGCGCCACUUCUCGCCCAGUGGGCAGGGCCUGGCCACGCCCCCCGCCCUCGGCCACAGCGGCCUGCCCAGCAGCUCCUCCGCCAGCGCCCUGUACGCCGCCCAGACCGCCGCCGGCCUCCUGCCCACCUCCCCGUUGCCCCUGCAGCGCCACCAGCAGUACUUGCCGCCGCACCACCAGCAGCUCCCGGGAUCGGGAUCGGUAUCGGGAUUGGGAAUGGGAGCAGCAGGAGGACCUUCCCAGUACUCACCCAAAUACUCGAAUGCCCCGCUCCCGCCACCGCCGCACCACCACCACCAGCUGUCGCCGGCCUUGUCCACCCCUUCGCCGCCCUCGCUGCUCCACCACCCCGCCGGCGGCACCUCCUCCGCCUCGGUCCACGCCCCCUUCCUGGGCGGACCGCACAUGGACCUGCAGCGGCAGUCGCACUCGGACGACGACAGUGGCUGCGCUCUGGAGGAGUACACCUGGGUGCCACCCGGACUGCGGCCCGAUCAGGUUCGCUUGUAUUUCUCGCAGAUACCCGACGACAAAGUGCCAUACGUCAACAGUCCGGGGGAGCAGUAUCGAGUGCGACAAUUGCUGCAUCAACUUCCGCCGCAUGAUAACGAGGUUCGUUACUGUCACUCACUGACGGAUGAGGAGCGCAAGGAGCUGCGGCUCUUCUCCACGCAGCGCAAGCGCGAUGCCCUGGGCCGCGGCAACGUGCGGCAGCUGAUGAGCGCCCGACCCUGCGACGGUUGCGACGACCUAAUCUCCACGGGCGACAUCGCCGUGUUCGCCACGCGACUGGGCCCCAAUGCCAGCUGGCAUCCGGCGUGCUUCGCCUGCUGCGUUUGCCGCGAGCUCCUCGUGGACCUCAUCUACUUCCACCGCGAUGGCCGCAUGUACUGCGGACGCCACCACGCCGAGACCCUUAAGCCGCGCUGCUCGGCCUGUGAUGAGAUCAUCCUGGCGGACGAGUGCACGGAGGCGGAGGGCAGGGCGUGGCACAUGAACCACUUCGCCUGCCACGAGUGCGACAAGCAGCUGGGCGGUCAGCGGUACAUCAUGCGCGAGGGCAAGCCCUACUGUCUGCAUUGCUUCGACGCGAUGUUCGCCGAGUACUGCGACUACUGCGGGGAGGCCAUCGGGGUGGACCAGGGCCAGAUGAGCCACGACGGGCAGCACUGGCACGCCACGGACGAGUGCUUCUCGUGCAACACGUGCCGCUGCUCGCUGCUGGGCCGCGCCUUCUUGCCGCGCCGCGGGGCCAUCUACUGCUCCAUCGCCUGCAGCAAGGGCGAGCCGCCCACGCCGUCGGACAGCUCCGGCACGGGCAUGUACCCCACGCCCACCCCGCCCACGCAGCGGUUACGGCCCCACCCGCCGGCGCCCCUGCCGGCGCGCAUUCCCAGCAGCCACGCCUCCAGCUCGCCGCCCAUGUCGCCGCAGCAGCAGCAGCAGCACCAGGCGACCUUCAACCAGGCGAUGUACCAGAUGCAGAGCCAGCAGCUGGAGGCGGUGGGCGGACUGGGCGGCGGACUAGAUGGCGGACUGGCGGAGCAGAGCAAGAGCUACGCCACCUCGGACUCGGACGCGGGCGUGGUCAAGGACCUGCAGCCCGGCGGCGAUCUGACCGACUUCUCGGGCGGUCGCGCCUCAAGCACCUCGCAGAACCUCUCACCGCUGAACUCGCCGGGCGACUUCCAGCCCCACUUCCUGCCACAGCCCAUGGAGCUGCAGCGCGACGGGGUCUACAACUUCAACGAGAUGGCCUCGAACCUGGACGCCGCCUGGCCGGCGAAGCCGUCGAACAGCUACCAGCUGCAGCGGCAGCUGCUGGAGCAUCCGCACGCCGCCAGCAUGCCGGAGCUGGUGGCGCCGCCCGCCCACCUGGCGCAGCACCUGUCGCAGCUGCAUGCCGUCUCCGCCUCGCAGCAAUUCCAGCAGCACGAGUACGCGGACAUCCUGCACACGCCGCCGCCGCCGCCGCUGCCGCCGCAGGGUGAGGUGCCCGAGCUGCCCACGCCCAACCUGAGCGUGGCCUCCACGGCCCUGCCGCCCGAGCUGCUGGGCUCGCCCACCCACUCGGCCCUGUCCGCCCAGUCGGCCGGCCACGCCCCCCACCCGGUGUCCAUCCUGAGCGGCGCCUCCUCCUCCUCGCCCAUGAGCGGGGAGCCGGGCACGGCCAAGAAGAAGGGGGUGCGCUUCGAGGGCAUUCCGGACACGCUGCCCCGAUCGCGCAGUUACUCUGGCAACGGGGCGGGCACGAGUGGCGGGGGCGGUGGAGAGCGGGAGCGGGAUCGGGACAAGGACAAGGACAGAGAGGGCGGCCAUGGUCGCCAUGGACAUGGCCACUCCUCCCGCAGGCGCAGGCGUCGCAAGUCCUCCUCCAUUGGCACACACCAUCGCAGUGGCAGCGGCCAUCGCUCGCACUCGACCACGCGGGCGGACACCUAUGCGCCGGCCCAGCCACUCUCCGCCUCCUACCAAGGUCCACCCUCGGCGCUGCAGGCUGCCAGCCUGGUCCACGAGUCGCCCAGCCGACAACAGAGGGAUAGGGAACGGGAACGGGAACGCGAACGGGAGGAGUCGGAGGAGUCGGACGUGUGCUCCACCUGCUCGUCGAGCUCCUCCAGCUCCGAGGACUACAUGAUGAUGUACCAGCUGCCGCAGAGGCGCCACUACGGCGGCGUGCGCGUGAGCUACGUGCCCAACGACGCACUGGCCUACGAUCGGAAGAGGAAGCCCAGCGAGAUGGGCGGCGACAAGGACAAGAACUGCAUCAUCUCGUGAUGCAGCCCGCUGGAGGGGCUCUCCAAUCAGAGUCCAGCUGCCAUUGCCGAUGCAGGGGUUAUUAAUGUGGCCCCACGGGCAACUGCAACUCGUGGCUAACGAAGUGGCCCAGAACGCUGGCGGGGAUCAUCAAUUCGGUGGCCACUGCCACCGCCACUGCCGCACCACAAAGCAAAGCAAAGUUCAACUUGACUCCAAGGCGCCUAGGAUGCUAGGAUGCACUCACAAACAUACAUAUGCAACUCCCGAGGAGGAGAGACCGUAGAAUAAGAGCCAACACUGUUCCAAAUACACAUCCCUAGUUAAGCUAAUGAAGAUUCAACCUACAUAUAUUUUUACAUUUACAAGACGCGCAGAGAAGAUAUUUGCAGAUUACCCUAUUUAUACAUUUAACUUAUAUUUAUUGCAUCACUAGGCCUACGAGAUAAGCUAAGUUUGUACCUAGACCACUAAGUAGAAGAGCAAAGGGUCCCCGAGACUCAGAUGCUGGCAAUUGGGCUAAUGAAACUAUACAAUAACUCUACUUUAAGGCGAUAAACUGUAAGACAUUCACGAGAAUAAAGAGUUCAAAGAAAGUGGAUCCUAA